UUGGCGCUUGUGUCAACACUCCCUCCACCGAUUUCCGCGUCGCAGAGCAUUUAAAGUCCUGCAGCGUUUCCUCCAAACUUCUACUCUCAAAGCUGCAGGGACUAUCCGCCACCAUGUCCGAACGAGGAGCCUUCGACACCAACGUGGUCACCAUGACCCGGUUCGUUAUGGAGGAGGGCAGGAAGGCGAAAGGCACCGGAGAGCUGACAACGCUGCUGAACUCGCUGUGCACGGCGGUGAAAGCCAUCUCGUGCGCUGUGCGUAAAGCUGGGAUCGCCCACCUUUAUGGCAUUGCUGGCAGCACAAAUGUGACAGGGGACCAGGUGAAGAAGCUGGACAUUCUCUCCAAUGAUCUGGUCAUCAACAUGUUAAAGUCAUCUUUUACCUCCUGUGUGCUGGUGUCUGAGGAGAACGAGAAAGCGAUCAUUAUAGAACCAGAAAAGAGGGGUAAAUACAUCGUGUGCUUUGAUCCUCUGGACGGCUCAUCCAAUAUCGACUGUCUCGUCUCCAUCGGUACUAUCUUUUCCGUUUACAAAAAGAACAACGACGAUGAGCCCUGUGAGAAGGACGCCCUGCAGCCUGGCAGGAACCUUGUUGCAGCAGGUUACGCGCUGUAUGGCAGCGCAACCAUGAUGGUGAUCUCAACUGGCAAUGGAGUCAGCUGCUUUAUGCUCGACCCAGCAAUUGGUGAAUUCAUCCUGGUCGAUCGGGAUGUGAAGAUCAAGAAGCGGGGAAAGAUUUACAGCAUGAAUGAAGGUUAUGCAAAGUACUUUGAACCCGCUGACACAGAAUACCUGCAGAAGAAGAAGUUCCCUCAGGAUGGCACCGAACCCUAUGGUGCCCGAUAUAUUGGUUCUAUGGUGGCAGAUGUCCACAGAACGCUGAUGUAUGGAGGCAUCUUUUUAUACCCUGGAAAUGUGAAGAGCCCCAAUGGAAAGCUGCGGCUGCUAUACGAAGGCAACCCCAUGGCCUACAUCAUAGAGCAGGCGGGCGGCAUGGCCUCCACAGGCCUUCAGACCAUCCUGGACAUCCAGCCUGAGAGCAUCCAUCAGCGGGUGCCUGUGGCUAUGGGCUCCUCUGAAGACGUGUUGGAGUACAUCGCCAUCUGCCAGAAACAUGCAAAGAAGUGAGACUACACCAAGUUGCUCUCAAGCCAGCCUCAAAUAAAAAAAAAAAUAAAAAAACCUUGUACCUCCAAACUGACAGUCUUACCAGAAAUAAGGAAGUUGUCAUCAAUCCAUUUUUCAUAAUGUGGUGUGGAGUUUUAAACUGUGCCUUAAGAUCAGAAAUAGCAGAUAGUUCCACCAUUACAUUGUUGAUGAAACCAAAUUUGGAGUUACAAGGUUUUGUAGCCACACCAGCAUUGCUCUAUUUGUAGAAAGCUGAAUGAUAGUAGAAAGAAGGUGGUGCAAUGGUCACCUGAGAACUGUGACUUACAAGCUCAGUUACACACAAACAUGCACACAUUCCUCAAAAAAGACCAAAUAUGUCCCAAAUAAACACAAACAAAUGCACUUGAAUAAAGAAAACCUGAAGUCCUUUCCUGCUCUGUUUACCUCCACCUGUGCCUUAACUAGAAUAAACAUGUUAUUUACCUUUGAAGGACCAAAUACACAACCUCUAUGCAAUCAAACCUGUGGCCUUUUGCACUGUUAACGACGCCUGUUUGAAAUAAAGUCUC
This is a messenger RNA of Labrus mixtus (cuckoo wrasse), 1681 nucleotides long. RefSeq names its product fructose-1,6-bisphosphatase 1a (gene fbp1a). Gene Ontology annotation, molecular function: fructose 1,6-bisphosphate 1-phosphatase activity. Gene Ontology annotation, biological process: sucrose biosynthetic process; fructose metabolic process; fructose 1,6-bisphosphate metabolic process. The record is from RefSeq and is a predicted model, not a curated record. Gene Ontology annotation, cellular component: cytoplasm; cytosol. The transcript has 7 exons. Bases 114 to 1130 code for a protein of 338 amino acids. NCBI's taxonomy places the organism in Eukaryota, Metazoa, Chordata, Actinopteri, Labriformes, Labridae.